AUGGUGAAGGAUAAAUCUCUGAAAAGCUUGAGAGAAGUUGCUUUGGAAUAUUCGGAUGAUAUUUCACCUAAUAAUUUUAAAGAAAGAAUUUGGAGAUUAACAAUGCCAGUUUCUUUCAGCAAGAUUCGACCAGAUUUCUCCCAAGUUAAUUUACAAAAAUUGCCCUCUCACGAUAUUCUAUUCAAUUUAUGCUUAAAUUAUUUGGAAAUUUGGGAAAUAUUUAAACUUGUCAAGAGUUGCAAAUUUUGUUAUUGGAGUUUGCUUGAUGAUGAAGAAUUAUUUUGGAGGCAAAUUUCAAAACGAGAUGGAUUUAUUGGAAUGACUGAUGAAACUACAACUGGAGAGGAAUGUUCACGGAUUUAUUGUAAUUUGUGGGCUUCUUGUUUGGAAUUUGAAACUUUAUCUAAUUCUGCAUUUGUUGAAAGUUCUUCGUUCAGUACGAAGGCAGUUUCUAAUAAUCCACAAUUAUUUCUCAAUUUCAAAAAGAGAAUUAACGGAGAUUUCAAUCAAUAUUUGUAUAUUAUGAUGAGUGAAGGAAAGAAACGAUUUUUUAUUCAGAAAUAUUUAGUUGCUUUUGGAUUUUUGAGACUUAACAGAGGUGAAGAGAUGAAACUUUCAUUCCAAAAGACUUUAACGAAACUGUUUCAAAUUCUUUGUUGGAAGGAGGAUGGAGCCACAUUUGAGGUUGGGCUUGAUUACGAGAAAACCAUUGUGUGUAAUCUUGUUGGAUUGGCCUUUGAGACAAGAUUUAAAUAUUUGGAGGAGGAAUUCAAGAAUGAAGUGGAAAUUUUCUUUAUCAAACAUGCAGCCUUUAGGGUCUCAUGUCCUAAAAUCAUUACUGUUGAAUCUUUUUAUGACAGAGCUAUCAAAAUUAUGGAAAGAAAAUGUAGGGAGAAUUAUAAUUGGAAUAGUUGUUAUGACUUGUUGGUUGAAUUAUUGAAAAAUCCAAAAUCCAAACUGAAAAGAUCAAAUGAUUACAUUCUGAUUGUAAGGUGUUUCAUGUCUUGCACUAUUAGGAGAGAGUAUUCCAUUAAAUUGGUUGUGAAUCUAUUGAAAAAUGAUAACCUAUUCGACCACUUACCAAUCUAUGAAUUGGUUUGCAAAGGUUUGAAGUGGUUUGAUCCAGUUAUUUUUGACAAGUUGACACACGAAAAAUUCUACUCACUUGGUUGUAAAGAAUACUACAUUGAAAUAUUGACCGAUUACAUUACUACUUGUGAGCCACUUGAUUUGAGUAUACGCCAAAGAGCUCUGGAACGUAUAUUAUUCAUUUUCAAUGAUCCAACAGUUCAACUACUUGAACCAAUACCCUACAAGUUACUAAAAUCAAUUGAACAGAGCUCAUCUCGUUUGAAUUUUGAAACAAAAGAGUUAGAGGAUUGUUUUUUUAAUAGUUGGAGGAAAAUUAAACUUGUCCCAGAGUUACAAAUGGCCAAGGAUUUAUAUGGAAAAAACCACAAGAGAAUGGUGGAUCAAUUGUUCGAGUUGAAAUUGAAUCCAACAACUGAUCCAUCACUUGUGGGCGAAAUGUUUGAAAUACUCACAACCCAUGGACAGACACUUGGUGAAACAGAGAUGGAAUCUCAAUUAUUUCAUUGGAAGUUUACUGAAUUUUUUGUUGAUUAUUGUUUACAUGGAGAGUUCAAAGAUACUUACAAUAUUCAAUUAGCUUACAGAUACCUCUCUAUGAAAUAUCCUACUGGAGUAACAGCAAUGUUGGAGGCCAUGCAACACGCUGAGAAGAAGAGUCAAACAAGGUCUCAUACUCUCAAAAAGUAAAUAUCUUUUGUAAUGGAUCU
Naegleria gruberi is the source of this 1799-nucleotide messenger RNA. RefSeq lists its product as uncharacterized. Bases 1 to 1779 code for a protein of 592 amino acids. The transcript has a single exon. The record is from RefSeq and is a predicted model, not a curated record. NCBI's taxonomy places the organism in Eukaryota, Heterolobosea, Eutetramitea, Acrasida, Naegleriidae.